GCAAAUAUUUUGUUAAGUAAAUUUAAUACAUAAUGUUCAUUUCGAGAUAUUCUAAGGUUGACGAAGCGACCGAUGGCGAAAUAAAAGCGGAUGCUUCGCACGGCUACUUUCAAGGACAUAAGUGUCUUCUGCCACCUGACAAGAUAUCCACUUACGAAAUACAAUGCAGUCGUCUUAGGAAAUUUAUUCUUAACCUAAUAUCGGUACACGAAGGUGACGUCAGAGCCAAAAAUAUGUUCAGGUCUUACGCAGCUUUAUGCAUGGAAAGACAACGACAGUGCAGGCAUUAUCCGUUCUCUAUUCACCCGUAUAGUAGGAUGCGACUUUGGUUGGAAGCUUUAUUUGUUGUUAUCAUGCUAUUGUCUAACAUCGGCCUUGCUGUUUUGAUCAGCAGAACUGAACCUGACUUACAUGAUUACUUUAGCACUACAGUCAAGGCUUUAGAUUUCUUAUACAUCUUUAAUAUCUUCUUCAAUUUUUUUACCGGCUACAUAGAAGGCAAUACUUGUCAACGUGUGGUGUUAGACCUUAAGAAGAUCGCUUGGAAGUACGCUUGCACUUGGCUCAUCGUUGAUGUUACUUCAUCUUUGUCUUGUCUGGAUUUGUUCUACGAAACCCAUGACGCCAUAAUCUGCCUUGUGUUUGGAUCUCUCAAGAUAUUAAGAAUGCUCACCCUGUAUAUGUACGUGAAAAAUUUAGUGACAGUACUGAAAAUAGGGAUCCUGUCAAAGACUCUAGUAGAAUCAACUCUAUUUAUUUUGUCAUAUUUGACGUGGAACGUGUAUUUCCAAUUCAUGGUGGAGUAUAUGCAAGAACAAAGCUAUACGCCCGAAAAUCCGAGGAACUGUUCUUGGUUGUCGAUAGGAAAACUCUGGAAUCAAACAUCUACAACGAGAUUCGUUUACUCCUUCGAUCGAGCUGUGGGCAUGUUACGAGGCAACGCCAAUUUGAAUCUCUUAAAAACCGAAGGAUGCUUCGAAAACUUUUUUAUGGUGGCCUGGGUGAUUGCUAAGAUUAUAGUUUUACAUUGCGCUUUCAAAUACAUAAUUGCACUCUUCGGGUCUGAGUCCGCGCGGGCCAAGUACUUCAUGAUGCAGCAACAAAUCGAAACAUAUAUGAACCAAAGGAAAUAUCCCUCGAACAUUAAGAAGAAAAUCAUGAAAUUCUACUCUCUGAGAUUUCAGUCACAUUUCUUUGUUGAGUCUCGUAUGAUGUCAUGUGUGUCGGGACAAUUGCGUGAGGACUUGAUAAUGUACAGCGGUCGUCAGUUGAUGAGAGAUGUGGCCUUUCUGAAGCACAUACCGCGAGCUUUGCUAUUGGAAGUGGGCCUGAGGUUACAAAUGGUAUUAUUUAUAGCAGGCGAUGUUAUAAUGAAGAUAAAUACUAUUGGUGACUGUAUGUUCUUCAUUGACAAAGGUACAGUCGCGAUAUACUCUGAAUCUGGUAGGGAAGUGUGUCAUUUAGAGGACGGGGAUUUCUUCGGCGACAUUGCUCUUACAAUGAAACAUAAACUACGUACGGCAACUGCAGUAGCGGUGACCAACUGUGAACUUUUUAAAUUAAAUAAAGAAGACUUUGACAGUACAAUUGCUUGCUAUCCAACUGUUUAUGAGGAAAUUGAGAAAGUUGCAGCAAGUAGGUUGGAAAGAACUCAUGUCUUGGACGAACAUCAUAAGGCCGAGAGUAAAAUGCUUCAUGGUUACGAUACCAUGUAG
Molecule: messenger RNA, 1715 nt
Organism: Papilio machaon (common yellow swallowtail)
Lineage: Eukaryota; Metazoa; Arthropoda; Insecta; Lepidoptera; Papilionidae
Product: potassium channel KAT1-like
Exons: 8
Coding region: 33-1715 (560 amino acids)
Source: RefSeq, a predicted model, not a curated record